AUGGAACGGGUGAAGGAGCAGCGGCCCUUCUGCUCGCUCUCCAAGAGCCAGAGAGACCGGGAGAGAGACCGCGAAAGGGAGAGGGAUCUGGAACCGCAUUACACCGCAUCAUCGACAGACAGAGAAGGGGCCUGCCGGGUGCCUACCCAGAAGUCCUACAGCUCUAGCGAGACACUGCAGGCCUACGACCAUGACCCCGCCCGGCUGCUAUUCUCAGGCCGAGUCAAGGAGAUGGUCCACCAGGAGACGAAUGACUAUAGCAGGCCAGGUCAGUACAGUCACAACUCUAUUCCAAUUAUAUGAAAGGAUGCUUAAUAAUAGACAAAUUGUAUAGAUAUAAUUUGUUUAGAUUAGUUUUGAUUUGAUUGAUUUCAUACGUGUAUUUUUUAAACAUAACUUGGGAGCACAUGGAGUUUGGUAAAAAAAUAAAAUGUCGCAAGAAUUGAAAUGAAUCGUCUACAAUUGAACUCAUUGACAUAGAAAAUAUUUUUUAUACUGUAUUAGUAAGUCUGAUGUUUUGUCUUAGGUAGGGCAUCCCAUGGGUUUCCUUGAAAACUGAUGGUGGUCUUUAUCUUCUUGCAUGAUCAAUUUACCAGCAUUCAUAGCUUGUCACUUUAGGUUUUUAUUAAUCCAUGAUGAAAAGUAGAGAUCUUUUCGAUCUGUGCCUGAACUAUGUACACAUCCAAACGAAAUUAUCCAGCUCCACUUCACAUACCAAUGGUAAUUACCUAUUGAACUGCUGAACAAAUAACUCACCUUUUUAAUUGGUUGUUGGCAAUUGGCAGGAAAUGUUCAUAAUAAGAAAAAAAUGUCAUAAUCUAAUAUGAACAACACAUAAUUCCUGGCAUAUUUCUCAUAGAUUUCUGCUAAUUGGCGCCAGCUGGAAGUUAAUGGCGUUCUAAUUAGGCUGUGGGACGUAUGUUAGUUUUCCCUUUACUUCUAGAUCAAAUUAGGACUUUUAAUGAAAAGGUAAUGAACGAUUUGGAUUUAUCACCUCAAUGAUAAUUCAGUUGGAGCAUGAUGGCGAAAUUAGUACUUUGUAUUUGAACAACAUGUCCUUGUUCAAAUGUAAAUCACAACUCCAAAUACUGAAUGAUUCAGUUUAAUUAGAAAUUAUGUGAAAUGUUUUGCAUUUCAAAGUAUUUAUCUGUUUAGAACUUGGACCUUAAUAAAAACCUAAAACUAUACAUUUUACUUAUCUUAUGAAGUGUGUUACAUCACAUAGAAUAUUGUCAAUGUAUCUUAUUGCUCUGCUGCAGUUUUUACCUUACAAUGUUCUUUGUCAAUUUCACUUGUUUUUAUUUUCACUGUGGAAUAACCAGUACACUAAAUGUAAACGCAAGAAAAGUUUUUAAAAAUGAUUUUAUUAAUUGCCAUUGUACUUAUAUUAAUCAUUGUCUGCAAUGGUAUUUCUAAAUUUUAUAUGGGUAAAAUACAUGUGUGUAAUCUUAUGCAGCAUGACAUUACAUUCUCAAACGUACCCCUAGAAUAAUAAAAAAUAAUACAAAUAUUAAUGGAAUACUUUGACUGUAUAUAUUCCAAAAAAUACAUUUUAGAAAAUAAUUUAGACUGUACAAUCAUUUCUAUUACUUGGUAUAAUUAAGUUCUGUCCACACAUUUAGAAAUGUUACUUUAGUGAAAAGUACUUUGAACAUUGAUUAUAGAUUUUUGGUGUAAAUAAUUUGUAUUUACUCAAUCCAGCAUUGACAGUGUAAAUUUCCUUGCAUCUGUUUUUCACCUUUUGUUUCUAUAUUAAAUCCCCACUUUAAAUCCAGAUUUACAAACUAUUAAGAAGACACAGAACCGUGGAACUGUUCCAAUUUACAAUUUGUAUACAAUGAGUGGGAUCCUCUUUUCCUUGAGUACUCUAAAGGAAUGUUGUUUUUAGACUGUUUUUUUAGGUUCAAGUGUAAGGUCAGUCCCGAUAAUCUUCAAAGCAACAAAAUUCCUUUCUAAUUCUAUCUUAAAGUGGAACUGACAGCAUUUUAGCAACAUGAAAUUGUAUUAGUAGGCCUUUAUGCAAACAAGCCAUUUGCCACACAGGCCUGCCAUCAUUCACUUUUUGUUUACAGGCAGUUGCAACAGCACGACUUUAGAUCAUUAGAACACAUUCGCCAAAGCCACAAAAUACACCUGAAUGGAUUUCUGCAAAUAUAUAAAUACCACGGGAGUCCUCUUACAUUUGGGAACUUUACAGUCCUAUUGAUCAUACAACCAUGAAAAGGUAGGCUCGCUCUCCCUCAGUUAUGCACGUCAACAUGAAGAUCAACAACUAAUGCUAGCCAGAGCAAGAUGAACUAAAAUCUAACGAAGGAACAUUAGAUAAACCCUCUCAAACCUUUUCAGCUAGUUGCCUGUCAAAAUUGCACUGAUAAAUGAUGGGGAAUUGUAGCCUACUUGACCUUCUGCAGCUUGCCUGCCAGUGCAUUCAUUCUUGUCCCAACCAAACACCCAAGCUAACUGGCUAAAGUUGGCUAGCUUGCUAGCUAGCUACUUCCAGACACAAAUGAGAGAAUACCUCACUCUGACCAUUUUACUCACCGUAGCAUAGCUGGUUAGGCUGUUUACAUGUUAUCUACAGUGUUCGUGACUAACUAUUACUUUUUUUGCCUAUGUUUACUGACACCGGUCAUAUCUAGCGGCUGUUGCACGUUCAAGUUCUUGCUAGCUAACCAAAUGACACCUGCAUCUCUAGCUGUGUAUAGCCACCGAAAAACAAUAUGAUGGGAAAAAGUCAGUCACUCACCAACUCCUCCAAUGACAUUACAUUACAUGACAUCCUCCUAGCAGCUAGCUAUCUAGCUAAUGUAAGGCUCUGUGUUUUUAGCUUGCUAAAUAAAUAGAUACGCUACCCUAUUAGCCACGUUAUGACUGACUUGUGAUCAUUGCCCUUGCUAGUUUGAAUGUAUUGACAUUUCCCAGCCUUAGUUACGUUCGUCAAUUUUGUCCAAAAUAUUGAUUAAUUGAAACUGAAACGUGCAUCUCGAAUAGAGGCAGCAAACGAUAUAUCAUGUCAGCUGUGAUUUACAACCUGAAAGCAAUAUUAUUUGGACUACCUAGGAAUGUAUUGGUGAAUUAUAUUAAUCAUGCAGUGAACUGCAUCCAUCUAUUCUGCCAACAAUGCCUUAGUGUAUGUCAUGGAAUGUUGAGUUAAAUAGUAGCAUAAACUGGGAAUUUGUUAUUUUUUACUGAAAUGAUGAUUGUCUGUUUGUUUCAUAUCUGAAAAGUAGUUCAAAUGCUGUCAGUUCCAUUUUCAUUGAAUGCACAAUAUGUCCAUUGGUGUGAAGUGUCUUCUGAUUUUACUGGUUGUUUUUUGUUUUUGUGAGGACUCUAUUUGAGUUAGGCCUAUUGCCCUUCUAAGAACAGUAAUUUUUAAGAGUCACACAAAUGUUAAAAGCUACACACCGUGACACAAUGGCAGAUAUUCUGGGUUUAGGAUUGGGGUUUGAAACAUUGUUAAAUGAUCAGGCUGCUAUUUAAAAACGUAUUUGGUUUUACAGGACAGGCCUUCUCGCUGAGGCAACUUGGGAUAUGUGAGCCCUCCACACGCAGAGGCCUGGCCCUCUGCCCUGAAACGGGCCUCUCGCACCCCCUUGGUCGCUACUCCAGAAGAACGGUCCCCACAGAGAAUCAUGAGGCCGCAUCCACAGAACGCACCAUGGCUCUCUGGGGCAGGGGUGCCAAGUCAGGCCAAAGCUCGUGCCUGUCUAGUCGCUCCAACUCAGCCCUUACCCUCACAGACACGGAAAUUGACAAUAAGUCGGACAACGAAAUCGGUGAGUCUGCCACACCUUUAUUUGUUAAUUGUGAGCCCCCUAAUUCCUGUUUUGUGGAGGUUUUGUUUAAGUAUGAAGUUUUUAAAAAAAUAUCACAACAAAUGUUCAUCCUAGUCAGCAGUGUGUUAUAG
Molecule: messenger RNA, 3907 nt
Organism: Coregonus sp. 'balchen'
Lineage: Eukaryota; Metazoa; Chordata; Actinopteri; Salmoniformes; Salmonidae
Source: the annotation of a GenBank genome assembly